This is a messenger RNA of Cylicostephanus goldi, 264 nucleotides long. Lineage: Eukaryota; Metazoa; Nematoda; Chromadorea; Rhabditida; Strongylidae. The record is from the annotation of a GenBank genome assembly.
AUGACCACCAUCAAUAACAAUAUCGCCACUGAUUCUGGGCACAAUACUAUCGAUCCUCGCUCCUAUGACGAUCUCUUGGCAGUCGCCGCUUUCAUCAGGUCCCAGCUUGGUGACAGGGCUCAUGCUGAAGUGGGCAUCAUUUGUGGAUCCGGGCUGGGACCUAUUGCCGAACUUGUUGAGAAUCCCGCUAUUUUACCCUAUGAGAAAAUACCUGGAUUUCGCGCAGCCGAAGGUGAGUGUUGCCUGUUUUCACCGUCUGAUUGA